GCGGAAGAGGCCCCCGUCGCGCCCGCGUCCCCUCGGGUCCUUGAGCCGGUGCCGAGCGCGGAGCCAUGGCGUCGAGGCUGCUGAGAGCGCUCCCUGCGUCCGCGGCGGCCGCCCUCCGCGCGGGAGGAAUCCAUACAAGUGCACAGUGUAAGCUACAGUAUGGCCCUUUGGCAUACAUACUCGGCGAAAGAACAACCAAAAAGUUCACGGAACGCAGCAAAGUGAUAACUGUAGAUGGCAAUAUAUGUUCUGGAAAAAGCAAGGUUGCGAAAGAAAUAGCAGAGAAAUUAGGCUUGAGGCACUUCCCCGAAGCAGGGAUACAUUACGCCGACAGCACUACAGGAGACGGCAGGCCGUUGGACGUGGAGUUCAGUGGCAGCUGCAGCAUGGAGAAGUUCUACGACGACCCGAGGAGUAACGACGGCAACAGCUACCGCCUGCAGUCCUGGCUGUAUGCCAACCGCCUCCUGCAGUACGCGGACGCCUUGGAGCACUUGCUGAGCACAGGACAAGGUGUCGUAUUGGAACGCUCCAUCUUCAGUGACUUUGUUUUCUUGGAGGCGAUGUACAACCAGCAAUUCAUCCGAAAGCAGUGUGUGGACCACUACAACGAGGUGAAGAAGGUCACCAUCUGUGAAUACCUGCCUCCUCACGUGGUGAUCUACAUCGACGUGCCUGUUCCAGAGAUCCAGAGUCGGAUUCAGAAGAAAGGAGAUCCCCAUGAGAUGAAGGUCACAUCCGCCUACCUGCAGGACAUCGAGAACGCCUAUAAGAAGACCUUCCUGCCUGAGAUGAGUGAGAAAUGUGAGGUUUUACAGUAUAGUGCAAGGGAAGCUCAAGAUGCAGAAAAGGUAAUAGAGGAUAUCGAAUACCUCAAGUAUGACAAAGGGCCGUGGCUCUAUCAGGACGACCGGACUUUUCACCAUCUGCGGAUGCUGGUUCAGAAUAAGCUGGAGGUGCUGAAUUACACAACCAUUCCUAUCUAUCUCCCAGAAGUCACAAUCGGAGCGCACCAGAGUGACCGCAUCUUCCAUAAAUUCACACAGCUGCCAGGCCGCAAGUACUGCCCUGGGUACAACGCGGACGUGGGUGACAAGUGGAUCUGGCUAAAGUGACGGACUUCCCCCCCGCCCCCCCCCCCACGGGCUGCAUCGCGGCGACGACGAAGAGGCUGCCACCUGCCGCGUCCUGUGGACUCCACGUAACUUUAACACGCGGGGGGAAGGUAACGGACUGGGGCGCGGCCUGGCCAGAGCAGGCUCCCUGUAGAGUAGCUGAGCCCGGGGAGGGCCUCGGGGUUACGAGGCUCCUGAGGCUCCGCAGCUUGUAGCUUUGUUCAGGAAAACCCUGCUGUGAAAGGCCAGAUUAGUAGAGGAAGCUCCUUUCAUUACAGCUGUGCUCUGUGUCCUGCACAUCUUGUACUUGGUGGCCUCUGACUUCAAGAAAUAAAACCGCUUCCACGGUG
This is a messenger RNA of Nyctereutes procyonoides (raccoon dog), 1465 nucleotides long. RefSeq names its product NADH:ubiquinone oxidoreductase subunit A10 (gene NDUFA10). The record is from RefSeq and is a predicted model, not a curated record. Lineage: Eukaryota; Metazoa; Chordata; Mammalia; Carnivora; Canidae. Bases 66 to 1115 code for a protein of 349 amino acids. The transcript is spliced from 10 exons. Gene Ontology annotation, cellular component: cytoplasm. Gene Ontology annotation, biological process: mitochondrial electron transport, NADH to ubiquinone.